CGGCAAGUCCCGGAGGGAGAGAGGCAGGCAGGCAGGCAGGCAGCGGGAACGGCGGCGGCGUCUCUGGUGGCCGCGGCUGCAGCUUCACCUCGUGAGAGAGGCGGGAAGCGAAGACCCAGGCGACGCCGCCCGCUGUGGGGCUCCCGAGGCGGAAGGCCGGCCUGAGGGGAGGGGAGACGCCCGCGGCGGAGGGGAUCGAAGCGGGCAGGGCAGGGCGGUCCGCUUCGCUUCGGCAGCCUCGGCGGCGGCGACCCAACAUGCCUCCCGCUUCCUCGGCGUUGUCGCCGCCGCCGCCGUUGCCGUUGUUGUCCUCGCCCUCCCCGCCCGCUGCCUGAAGCCAGGAGGAGACCUUCCCCUUCCUCUUCUCCUCUGCCAGCCGAAGUUCCCAGGCGGCCCCGACCCCACCCCAGGCGCAGGAGGAGGAGGAGGAGGAGGGCGGCGGCGGCGGAGGCAGCAGCAGCAGCAACCGCGACAUGAGGCGCGCCGAGGACCUGGAGGGCUUCGACGGGGAAGCGUCGAGCACCUCCAUGAUCUCGGGCGCCAGCAGCCCCUACCAGCCCACCACCGAGCCCGUCAGUCACGGCCACGGGCUGCGCGGCCUCCGCUGCGACCCCGAUUACUUGAGGGGCACCUUCGGAAGGCUCAAGAUCGCCCAGGUGGUUUUGGCAUUGAUUUCCUUCAUCUGCAUAGAAACCAUCAUGGUAUGCUCCCCUUGUGAAGGCCUUUAUUUCUUUGAAUUUGUCAGCUGUAGUGCAUCGGUAGUUACUGGAGUUUUGUUGCUUAUGUUCAGUCUAAAUCUCCAUGCAAGAAUACCACAGAUCAACUGGAACAUUACAGAUUUGGUCAAUACUGGACUCUGCACUUUUUUCUUUUUCAUUGCAUCUGUAGUACUUGCUGCUCUAAACCAUAACAAAGGAGCAGAAAUUGCAGCUGUGAUAUUUGGUUUUCUGGCAACUGCAGUUUAUGCUGUGAAUUUAUUUUUAGCUGUUAAAAAUUGGAGAAUUAACAGCCGACAACAAAACACAAGGCAGACCAGUGAUUAUAUGCGUGCUCGGACAGAAUCCAGGGAAGUGGAUCAUCGCCCAGAGAUUCAGCGUCUGGAUGGGUGAAAAUCUCAUGCAAAAUGGGAUUUCCCAGAAGUAGUAAAGUAAAAGCCUGCAGACUUUUUUU
Podarcis muralis (Common wall lizard) is the source of this 1170-nucleotide messenger RNA. It is a transcript of the gene CMTM4, whose product is annotated as CKLF like MARVEL transmembrane domain containing 4. The record is from RefSeq and is a predicted model, not a curated record. Gene Ontology annotation, cellular component: membrane. NCBI's taxonomy places the organism in Eukaryota, Metazoa, Chordata, Lepidosauria, Squamata, Lacertidae.